Saccharomyces mikatae IFO 1815 is the source of this 1140-nucleotide messenger RNA. It is a transcript of the gene GLG2, whose product is annotated as glycogenin glucosyltransferase GLG2. The transcript has a single exon. Lineage: Eukaryota; Fungi; Ascomycota; Saccharomycetes; Saccharomycetales; Saccharomycetaceae. Gene Ontology annotation, molecular function: glycosyltransferase activity. Gene Ontology annotation, cellular component: cytoplasm. Bases 1 to 1140 code for a protein of 379 amino acids. The record is from RefSeq and is a predicted model, not a curated record.
AUGGCUGGUAAAAUUGCUAUUUGCACGUUAUUGUAUUCACAGGACUAUUUACCUGGUGCAUUGACUUUAGCGUAUCAGUUACAAAGACUCCUGAAGAAGGCUGUAGUAGAAUUUGAAAUCACCGUAUGUCUACUCGUAACAAGAGGUUUGUUCGAUGGCUUUUGUACCCAGGAAGUAACUUUGAUAAGGAGCCUCUUUAAGGAAAUCAUUAUCAUUGAACCGCUAAAAGAUCAGGAGAAGUGCGUGAAGAACAAUAAGGCAAAUCUUGAGCUAUUGAAAAGACCUGAGCUAUCUCAUACUUUACUUAAAGCCAGACUAUGGGAAUUGGUGCAGUUCGAUAAGGUUUUGUUUUUGGAUGCAGAUACUUUGCCACUAGACAAAGAGUUUUUUAAAAUCCUGCAAUUAUAUCCGGAACAAACAAGGUUCCAGAUUGCUGCUGCCCCAGAUAUUGGAUGGCCUGACAUGUUCAAUACCGGAGUACUGCUUUUGGUUCCAGAUUUGGAAAUGGCAAGGAGUUUACAAGAUUUUUUGAUGAAAACCGUAUCAAUUGAUGGUGCUGAUCAAGGAAUCUUCAAUCAAUUUUUCAAUCCUAUUUGCAAUUAUAGUAAAGAAAUUUUGCACAAGAUAUCCCCUCUUAUGGAGUGGAUACGUCUUCCCUUUAUUUACAACGUAACCAUGCCUAAUUACGGAUACCAAUCUUCACCCGCCAUAUUUUUUUUCCAACAGCACAUCAAACUCAUUCAUUUCAUUGGAACGUCCAAGCCAUGGUCACAUACUACUAUUGACUACGAGAAUGGCUAUUUCCAACAGUGGAGAUCUACACAGUGUGAUCUUUACAAUGAAUACCACUUAGGGGACCACUUCUCCCACUUGCAACUGGGCAAUAUCGAAACGGACACAAAUUUUCACCACGAAUCUCCUUGUCUCAGAACAUUGUUAAAUCAAAGUACAAGGGAAAAUAAAAACCAGGUUAAUCUCGAAGUUAUCCAAACAAAACGUAUCGUUUCCUCAAAGAAAGAUACAGCAAAAGGUAAUCUUGAAACCCCAAUUUCUGAACCGCAAUCUGCCUUUAAAUUUGACUGGGAAACCACAAACUAUUUAGACCGCGUCCAAAGAGCAUUUCCAAGGUCCGACACUUGA